Molecule: messenger RNA, 642 nt
Organism: Anisakis simplex (herring worm)
Lineage: Eukaryota; Metazoa; Nematoda; Chromadorea; Rhabditida; Anisakidae
Source: the annotation of a GenBank genome assembly
AUGGAUGCAGGUCCAUCUGUGCGAUACCCAUCCACAUUCCCCACUGUUAGAAGCGAACGUUGGCACAUAUCUCCGUAUCGUCGUGAAUCUUUCAACUCCAUUGAUACUCAAAGGAUAUCUCCGGAUAGCUAUGAAGAAGUUAAGAAGCUUAUCCUUCUGGCUGGUAUUUUCUUCAUGGUCGCGAUUUUAUUCUUCUUGAUGAAACUCGAAGUGCCAAUAGACGAUGUAUUCAAAUGGUCACCAAUAGUUUGGCUGAUUGGUGUGCUAAUAUGUUGUUUAUUAUUGAAUUUCUUGUGCUUUUGUAGGAAAUUAUACAAAAGAAGACAACUCGCACGACUGAGACGACAGCAAGAAUUGCUUUUAUCCCUGAAUUUGGCUACCUCAUUUCCUUGCUUAGCACCACCGCCACAUGACGCACAAUGUUGUGGUGGAAAUCGUUUGUUAUGGCCGAACUUUAGACGAACCAGUACCACAUCACUGCCCUCAUACACACAAGCACUUAGGACGAGUGUGCCUCUGAAGGACUCAAUGGCAGAGCUGAGAAAUGCAGAAGAGGCGAAUGCACCGUCAGCAAAUCAGAUAGAGGACGAUAAACCUCCACCACCGUAUGAUGAGGCGUUGAAAAUGUUGCGGAACAAGUAG